CGGGACGCGAGCGCGGCGGGCCGGGCCCCCGGCGUCACGGGCGGGCGCGGGGCGGGCGCGGGAGGCUCCGGGGACGCGCGGGCUUCCCUGCUGCUGGGGCCGCGGCGGACGACGAGGCGGCGCGGGCGGCUGGCCUGAGGCGGAGGAGUUCCGGUGAGCGCCCCGUGGCUCGCGCUGGACAUGGGGCCCAGCGCACGGCUGGUGACCAUCAAGAGGAGCGGGGCGGACGGGGCCCACUUCCCGCUGAGCCUCCGCUCCUGCUGGUUCGGAAGGGGUAUCGAAUGUGACAUUCGUAUCCAGCUUCCGGUCGUGUCAAAGCAACAUUGCAAAAUCGAAAUCAGUGAGCAGGAGGCAGUGUUGCAUAACUUCAGCUCUGCAAAUCCAACCAGAGUCAACGGGUCGGCUAUCGCUGGGCCCGUGCAGCUCAGGCACGGAGACCUGAUAACCAUUGUGGACCGAUCUUUCAGGUAUGAACGUGAAAGUCCUCAGAACGGAAGCAAGUCACCUAAAUGUCCAAGAAAAACCCAUGAACAGUCCUCCCGUCGAGUCUCAAGGUCGGGCGUUUCUUCUGAUCCCGAUGAGAAAAAUCAAGAUUCCAAAGUCCAUUCAGAAAUCACUGAGGGAAAUGUCUCAGGAAGGCCUAUGACACCUGCCAACCGUGUCAGCAGAGCCAGCCGUGGCUCAGAAGACAGCGGUGCCCAGGAAGUGCCUGGUGUGCAGCCGUCGGAGCGUCCUGGAGGUGGUCACAGACACGCGGGAGCUCUCGCUUCCCAGGGGUCUGAACAAAGUUCCGAGCGAGUGGUGGCGAGCUUCGAUGGAGGGCUGGAGCCUCUCCCCUCCACACCACGUCUGCACGAGGGCAGGAACGCGGAGUCCCCCUUUCAGGAGCUCUACCAGUCCCUGAAGAAGGAGUUAGAUGUCAAGUCACAAAGAGGCAACACUCUGCAACUUCGCAGGCCGUCAGGAUCACAGGUGGACAUGAUGGCGGAAGCGGCAAGGCCCGACACUCCCCAGAGAGCGCAGCAGCAGCCAGGCUCAGGGAGGCCCCGGGCCAAGUGUGGCAGACGCUCACUUGGGCGGUCGGAGCCUGCUCGGCCUGAGCCAGAGGGCAGUCCGGCGAGGCCAGGCGCAGUGGGCCUCACGCCCGCCCAGAGCUGUUCUCCUCUCUCCGGAGUGAGCAGAGUGAAGACCCCAAUGCGAUACUCACAUAAACGAAAACACGAAGACCUGGAUGCUGCGCAGUUAGUUACAGGCGGAGGCGGCAAGGCCGCGGCUCAGUCAGUCAGUCCUGGGAGGCUUCCGAGCAGGAGCCGGGCACCAGCAGCAGCGCAGGGUGCCUCCCGCCCGGCCGGCUCGCCCGCACGCCUCUCUCCCAGGAGCAGAAGCAGCGUUCCUCCACGCGUGGACAUUCUGCCAAUGGAAACAGAAAUCCAGAACCGGCCUCUGGCUCAGUGGCCUGCUCACACGGAGAAGAUCCCAGAGGACUCCCCCCAGAAGCCUGGAAAGUCGGGUCCUACGCAGACUUCCUCUGGGUUACCUGGUCUUAGUUCAGCUGCUAUCAACAACUUUGGUGAUUCCACUAAUAAGAAUGAGGGGAUGUCUUUGAAAAGAAGGCGCGUGUCCUUUGGCGGUCGUCUGAGGCCUGAAUUAUUUGAUGAGAACUUGCCUCCAAAUACACCUCUCAAGCGGGGAGAAACACCGGCGAAGAGGCGGUCUCUUGCAACGCCCACCGUCCUGAAAAAGAUCGUCAAGGAAAACCCUCAGCCAUCAGGACAGGAGCCUUCUGCGGACAUCUCUGUGGAAGUGCCCACACAAAGCCUGCUGCGGAGUCCUCCUGCCCCCAGCCCUCCGGGUUCAAGUGCAGAGAGGCGCAGGUCGGGCAGGCGGUCCUCGGCCUCCGGCGGCAGCACAGCUCCCCAGCAGGCUGGCUUCCCUAAGAGAGCAGGGAGGAAGAGUGGCACCUUACCUUCCAAGAGAACUUCUGUCAGUCGGAGUCAACAUGAUAUUUUACAGAUGAUUUGUUCCAGAAGAAGGAGUGGCGCUUCAGAAGCCAACUUAAUUGUGGCAAAAUCGUGGGCGGAUGUAGUGAAGCUUGGCGCAAAGCAAGCACAGACUAAGGCUGUAAGGCCUGGUCCUCCAAGGCAGGUGAACAGGAGACAGAGGAGACCCGACACUCCCCAGAAGCCUGCAGACCAGCUGCCGGGUCAGUUUAGUACAGGCCACGCCAACUCCCCCUGCACCGUCGUCAUAGGGAGAGCUCAUGUGGCCAAAGUAAGUGCGCCUGCUCGGCCCUACAGGAUGCUCAACAACCUUGCUCUCAACAGCAGAGUAAUGGACUAUAAUGAGGAUCUUUCAGGGCUGACUGAAAUGUUCAAGACUCCCGUGAAGGAAAAGCCGGCGACGGGCGCCUGUCCAGUCACGCUUCCAGAUUCAGAGAAAAGUGAGAACGAGCAAACGCAGGCCGACCCCGCUGAGCGCAUCGUCGGAAGAACUCCCAGGAAGACGCCCCCACAAGAACAGAAAGCAGUAGGCGAGAGGAAGGAUGGAGAAGGACCUUCUAAAACUUGUAAGGAAAGUCUCAGGUCCAGAGAAAGUUCUGAAAGGACAGCACCUCUGAGGAGAUUGAGUAGAAGUUGGGGGCAGAAGUGUGAAUCCGCUGAGGAUCGAGGGGGCAGCCGUGUGCCCUGUGAGGAACCAGUGAGCGCGGAGAGCAAAGCCACCGAGGUGCCCUGCGAGUCUGCACAGGUGGAACUCGCCAGAACCCCGGGAAGCAGGCGAUCGCUCAAGACACCUCCCGAGGAAAGCACUGAGAACGAGCGCUCGGCACAGAAAAGGCCGAAGCGUGCGGAAGCGCUACGGGACGACGCCAGCGCCGGGCUGGUCAAGGGAGUGCCAGGGCACAGCCUCGACCCAGCAGCCUUCGUGAAGGCAAUGAGGAGGUUGCCCAGAACUCCUAGGAACAAGUCCCAACCCCUAGAAGACCUUACUGGCUUCAAAGAACUGUUCCAAACUCCAGAAUUCUCCAAUGAGUCUUUGACUGUUGGCAAAAUGACUGUAGGGCCGUGUAGGACUACUCAUCCCGAAUUGGCAAGCCCCAGAACACAGCCUAAGACAUUCUUGAAGCAAGCAGGUGUCGACAAAGAGCUGUUCGCCCUGGGAGGAACACUGCAGACAACCGGGCAAGCUGUGCACACACCCAAAGCACCACGAGGUGAUGGCAAAGAUUUUGAAACUUUUAGGGAAUUGGCAAAGCAGAAAAUGGAUACAGCAACAGCUGUAACUGGCAGUAAGAGAGGGCCCAAAGAAAAGGCCCCAGUCUUAGAAGACCUCGUUGGCCUCAAAGAGCUCUUCAAAACUCCAGAUCAUGCCAGCAACCCAUUGACUGUUGAAAAAAUCACAGAAAUUCUGGAGAAUUUACCACAACCAGAGCUCAUGCAAACCCCUACACGUUUGAAAAGCCGACUUAGGACAAGUCUUGGGAAAGUGAAUAUACAAGAAGAACUCCUAGAACUGAGGAAACUGACGGAACCAUCAGAGGAAGCUGUGUUCUUACCUCAAGAAGCAGUACAUGCUGAAAAGGGCGUUAAAGCAUUUACUGAAACUCCGAAGCAAAAAGCGUACUCAACAGAAAAGAUAAGUGGACGUAGGAGGCGGCCACAGACACCUAAGCAGAAGGGCCAAGCUCUGGAAGAUCUGAGUGGCUUCAAAGAGCUCUUCCAAACACCGGGUCAUGCCACAGACCUAGUGUCUGCACAACCUGGACCUGUGCAAACCCCAGCGGGUAUGAAGGCUCGGCGCAAGAUGAGCUUGGGGAAAGAGGAUGUGCCGGAAGAGCCCCUAACUCGCAGCGGAAGCUCGCGAUCCGCAGACAAAGCCAGGCACACACCACAAACACCUGCAGGGAACAUGAUGGGCAUCAAACAGCCUGUGGACACUCCCAAGCACAAACUGGACCUGAUAGAAAAUUUAAGUGGACGUCGGAGGCGGCCACAAACACCUAAGGCAAAGGACCAAGUUCUGGAAGACCUGACUGGUGUCAGAGAGCUCUUCCUAACACCGGGUCACACUGAAGAGCCAAAGAGUGGUGGAGAGGCCACUGAGAUCACCUGCAAAUUUCAGCAAUUGGGACCAGCGAACACCCCAACAAGCACAAAGAAACGACGCAAGACAUCUCCGAGAAACGAGAAGGCGAUGUCAGGACAGAAAAAGCUCACGCGAAUGUCAGGGGAAGCCACACCCUUACCCAGAGCACCAGUCGGUGAUGAUAGAAGUUUUGAAAUUUCUAAAAUUCAUGCUGAACAGAAAGUUGAUCCAGCAAGCAGGGUAACUAACAGCAAAAGCCAGCGAGGUGCACGUGAGGAAAACUUCCAGCCCAUGGAAGACCUGGCUGGCUUCAGAGAGCUCUUCCGAACGCCAGGGCACACCGAUGAACCAAAGAGUGGUGGGAAAAACAUGCAAAUACCUCGCCAGUCUCCACAAGCAGAACUGGAGAACAUGUGGGUGAGCGUGAGAACAACCCCCAAGCCACCUGCAACCACUGCAGGUUCAGAGGAGCUCUCGGCACUCAUGCUCAGCCACGCAGCCCGGGAAACAGCUCUCACGCCAGAAGAGGCAGAAGAUGAUGACAAAACCAUCAAAGCUCUGAAGAAAUCUGCAAAGCAGAAGGCAGAGCCAUCAACACGUGUGACUGGCAGUAGGAGACGGUCAAAAGCCCCCAGAGAAAAGACCCAACACCUGGAAGACCUGACAGGGUUGAAGGAGCUCUUCCAAACACCGGAUCACACUGAUUCAGUGAGUGAUGGGAAAAGCACUAGGAUGUCCCGCAAGUUUCCUGCAUUGGAGAACACCCCGGUCAGCGUGAAAGCAUGGUCCAAGACACCUGGGAGGAAAGUGGGUUUAGAACAACUCAUGCCAACGGACACAUUGAAAACAUCAGAAGGUGAUACGUACGUAAAAACCUCAAUGAGGUCUUCUAAGCAGAGGCUGGAUCUAGCAGGAAGUGUAGCUACCAGCAGGAGAUGGCCAAGAACACCCAAGGAGAAGGGCCAGCCUGAAGAAGACUUGGCUGGCCUCAGAGAGCUCUUCCAAACACCCACUCCUACUGAGGAAUCAAUGAGAGACGGGGAGACCACUGGAAGAAGCUGCGCAUCCGAGCAGCGAGAGCCAGCGAGUUCCCCAACAAGCAGGAGGCAUCUCAAGACAGACCUUGCCAACGGGAAUGUGCUGGAGGAGUACUCAGUACAGACAGAUUGUACGCAACUGUCAAGAGAAGCUGCCCACACGCCCAAAGUGUCAGCAGUCCCAGGAGGUUGUGAAAAAGAGGUCGAAAAAUUGAAGGGAUCUGCAAAGCGGAAACUUGACUCGGCGACAAGUGCAGCUGGAGGCAAGAGGCAGCGAGAGACACCCAAGGACAAGUUCCAGCCCGUGGAAGACUUAGAUGGUGUCAAAGAACUCUUCCAAACACCAGUUCACACAGAAAAACCAACUGGUGAUGUAAAGGCCACUGAAACCACUGAGCUGUCCUGCGGUGCUCCAGGAGCAGAUUCAGUGGACACUCAGACCAGAACACGGAGGCAGCUCAGGACAGCUGUCCAGAAAGCAGAUGUGAAAGCAGAGAUCUCCACACGGACACGCAGGAAGCUCCCACAGCCAUCAGGGGAGCCCACGCCUGUACCCGGAACACCAGAUGAAGGUGUCAGGGCCUUGGAGGAAUCUGAAGAACAGGAACUGGACUUAGCAGAAAAUGAAAUUGGCAGCAGAAGACAGCCAAGAACACGUAAGGCAAAGACUCAACCCCUGGAGCAGCAGGAGAGCUUGAAAGAGCUCCACACCCAGGAGUUAGUGAGUGACGGAAAAGAUGCUCAACUGUCCUGCAGUGCUCCGGAACCGGGGAACACCCUGUCCAGAACGAGGAGGCAGCGUAAGAUACAGCCCGAGAAAGCAGAUGUGAAAGCAGAGAUCUCCACAUGGACACGCAGGAAGGUCCCACAGCCAUCAGGGGAGCCCACGCCUGUACCUGGAACACCGGAUGAAGGUGUCAGGGCCUUGGAGGAAUCUGAAGAGCAGAGACUGGAGUCAGCAGCAGGUGUGAUUGGCAGCAGAAGACAGCCAAGAACACGUAAGGCAAAGACUCAACCCCUGGAGCAGCAGGAGAGCUUGAAAGAGCUCCACACCCAGGAGUUAGUGAGUGACGGAAAAGAUGCUCAACUGUCCUGCAGUGCUCCGGAACCAGGGAACACCCCGUCCAGAACGAGGAGGCAGCUCAGGACAGCUGUCCAGAAAGCAGAUGUGAAAGCAGAGGUCUCAACACGGAUAAGCAGGAAGGUCCCACAGCCAUCAGGGGAGCCCACGCCUGUACCUGGAACACCGGAUGAAGGUGUCAGGGCCUUGGAGGAAUCUGAAGAGCAGAGAUUGGAGUCAGCAGCAGGUGUGAUUGGCAGCAGAAGACAGCCAAGAACACGUAAGGCAAAGACUCAGCCCGCUGCAGAACCUGGUGGCUUGAAAGAGCUCCACACAGCAGGUCACACACAGGCUUCAGCAACUGACGAGAAAACCACUGAGCUGUCCUGCGGUGCUCCAGGAGCAGAUUCAGUGGACACUCAGACCAGAACACGGAGGCAGCUCAGGACAGCUGUCCAGAAAGCAGAUGUGAAAGCAGAGAUCUCCACACGGACACGCAGGAAGGUCCCACAGCCAUCAGGGGAGCCCAUGCCUGUACCCGGAACACCAGAUGAAGGUGUCAGGGCCUUGGAGGAAUCUGAAGAACAGAAACUGGACUUAGCAGAAAAUGAAAUUGGCAGCAGAAGACAGCCAAGAACACGUAAGGCAAAGACUCAACCCCUGGAGCAGCAGGAGAGCUUGAAAGAGCUCCAUACCCAGGAGUUAGUGAGUGACGGAAAAGAUGCUCAACUGUCCUGCAGUGCUCCGGAACCGGGGAACACCCUGUCCAGAACGAGGAGGCAGCGUAAGAUACAGCCCGAGAAAGCAGAUGUGAAAGCAGAGAUCUCCACACGGACACGCAGGAAGGUCCCACAGCCAUCAGGGGAGCCCACGCCUGUACCUGGAACACCGGAUGAAGGUGUCAGGGCCUUGGAGGAAUCUGAAGAGCAGAGACUGGAGUCAGCAGCAGGUGUGAUUGGCAGCAGAAGACAGCCAAGAACACGUAAGGCAAAGACUCAACCCCUGGAGCAGCAGGAGAGCCUCAAGGGACUGUCACCAACACCAGGUCACAUGGAGGAACUGACAGUUGGUGUUCAUGCCUUCAAGGAGAUCCCAAAGCCAAGCCCUGGCAGAGGGAAGUCUCCUGAAAUGCUCAGAAGAGUCCUGAGGGCUUCCAGACUCAAACCCGUGGAAGACCCUGCAGGAUUACAGAGCACAAGUAGCCCUUCCCUGGCUCCACAGAGCGGGCGUGGAGAAGACGGAAGCCUUCCAAGAACUAAGAAAUCGAGCUCGGUGGCCACGCCACAGGAGCUUGUGGCAAAGAGGCCGGCCAACAAGAGACGGAGAAGUGCCUCCAGGGAGAAGGACCAGUCACCGCAGCCUGAGCAGACGGCGAAGCGCCCGAGGGCUUCUGCAAAGAAGGUCGCAGAAAGUCUCAACACCCGAGACAAGGCUACAAAGCAGGAAGAUGAAGAAGCUCCGAUCACUCCAGAUAAGGGGAUGCCCGCACAUCGCAGAUGCCAGAAGAAGACGAAUGUGAAAGAAGGGCAAAGACUGAGGUUCCUUCUACCAGCAGAAAACAUUAAAAUGAAGAAAAAUGAGGUCUCUGACAAGCAGGAGCUACAAAAGCCAGAUGAGGGAGCCGAGAGACUUAGAUCCAGGGGAACGCGCGUGAGGUUCGGGAAGGAGAACACAGGAGCAGCCAAGGAGAGCAGCCCACGAGUGGAAGUGUCCGUGGAGACCGAGAGCGGGCUGCCGGCAGCUGCACCCGCGGGGCCCCGCAUUCGCCCUGGCACUCACUCCGUGGGGCGCGCAUCGGAGCAGAGGGUGACCCGGGGAGGCGGGCGGCGGGCGCAGGACCCGGACAAGGAUAAAGACAUCCCGUACGCCAAGAGAAUGAGGACCAGAAGGCAUCGUGAAGAAGUCUAG
This is a messenger RNA of Ochotona princeps (American pika), 8088 nucleotides long. RefSeq names its product marker of proliferation Ki-67 (gene MKI67). Lineage: Eukaryota; Metazoa; Chordata; Mammalia; Lagomorpha; Ochotonidae. Gene Ontology annotation, cellular component: chromosome; nucleus. The transcript is spliced from 15 exons. Gene Ontology annotation, biological process: regulation of mitotic nuclear division; regulation of chromosome segregation. The coding region runs from base 181 to 8088 and encodes 2635 amino acids. Gene Ontology annotation, molecular function: protein binding. The record is from RefSeq and is a predicted model, not a curated record.